Messenger RNA from Clupea harengus (Atlantic herring), 2915 nucleotides. Its product is annotated as toll-like receptor 4. Gene Ontology annotation, biological process: MyD88-dependent toll-like receptor signaling pathway; toll-like receptor 4 signaling pathway; inflammatory response. Lineage: Eukaryota; Metazoa; Chordata; Actinopteri; Clupeiformes; Clupeidae. Gene Ontology annotation, molecular function: lipopolysaccharide binding; protein binding; transmembrane signaling receptor activity. The record is from RefSeq and is a predicted model, not a curated record. Gene Ontology annotation, cellular component: plasma membrane; lipopolysaccharide receptor complex.
AAUGGCUGCCUUGCCGGUACACAGGAUUACACUUCCAGUUAUGUGGAUAAUUCUUACUACUUCAUGCGCAGUCAAAAUUAAUGGAGAUAUGGAAACCUGCCUAGAGGUUGUUCCCCAUCUCCAAUACUCGUGUUACAGGAGGAACCUGAGCUACAUCCCAGCCAGUAUCCCUCCCUCGACAGAACAUUUGGAUUUCAGUUUUAAUUACCUAAACAUCUUGGAGAAAAGUGUUUUCCCCAGACUACCAUUACUGCAACAUCUUGAUCUCACAAGAUGUCACGUCAAACACAUUGACAAUGAUGCCUUCUUUAAUGUAAGGAAUUUAUCUGUUUUGAUUCUCACCGGAAAUCCAGUCAAAUAUUUGGGAAGAAGCAGCAUUAAUGUUUUGGAAAAAAUACACAAGCUUGUCCUAGUAGACAUCGGUCUGCUUUCCUGGGAUAGUCUGAAUUUACAGAAUUUAACAAACCUAAAGGAAUUAAAAAUGGGAACAAACAGCUUAUUAUCCAUCGCUCUUCCAACCUAUGCUGUCAGCUUCAAGGACUUCACAUUACUGGACUUUCAUACAAACAACAUAUCUGCUAUCAGGGCUGAUCACACUUCUGUUUUGAGUGAGAUGGGUAGCAAUAUCACUUUAAUAUUGUCCAGAAACCCAAUAGCCUUCAUAGAAACAGGGGCAUUUAAAGGCCUUCACCUGGAAGAGCUAGAUCUACGUGACACCUUCAGCUCAUCCACGAUGGUUAGAGAUGCUACUGGAGGCCUCAAUGGUUUAAAUGUGAAAAGGUUGAGAAUUGGAUGCUACCGGGAAUCUGGAAGGAUCCAUAUAUACACAGAUUCCUUGGACAAUCUAUGUUACAUAAACUUUCAGGAGAUAUAUUUGCAUCAAUCCACAUCUUCAAAGCUACCAGGUCACAUCUUCCGUUGCAUGACUAAUUGUUCAAAAAUCUUUCUGAGUUAUGUUAAAUUGGAUAUCGGAGAACUUUUUCAUUUUCAAAACCUCAAAGAGAUUAUUGUGGUUGAAGGCAUAAUGGCCACUAUACCAGGACUUAAUCUGUCUCAUCUACCCAAUUUAAAAAAAAUGGUCUUCAAAAUGGCCUUCGACGGCAAUUAUCAUCCAUCAGAAUUCAAAAGGAUAGAGGAUUUGCCUAGUCUAGAAUAUGUUGAUAUAAGCGGUAGUAAUUUGAUAAUGUCUUGUUGUGAUGCAGAAUUUAUUGACACUCCUAAACUUCGGUAUCUGAAUCUGAGUGUGAAUGCAGGUGUUAGACUUAGAGUAUUUGGACUUUCAAGACAUACAUCUCUAGAAAUAUUGGAUAUCCAUGACACAAAAGUUAUAGUUGAACAUGAGUAUCCUGUUAUGCAAAACCUUCGGCAUUUGAAAUAUCUGGACCUUUCUUAUUCACAAAUUACCUUUAAAUACAACAGUUUCUUUUAUGGUUUGAGCAGUCUGAAGGAAUUGAAAAUAGCUGGCAACAGCUUUGUAAACGGUAUUUUUAGCCAAUUAUUUUUAAAUCUUACAACGUUGGAGGUGCUGGACGUUUCAAAUUGUGCCAUUGGAGACAUACCCUUGACUUCUUUCCAGGAUCUGCAUCAUUUAAAACACUUGACUCUUAGAGGGAACAAAUUGACCAAAGUGGACUUCCUCACCCGUCCCAGUCUGUCAAAACUGACCUUUUUUCAUGCGGCUGGCAACAAUAUAGCCAGUAUCUCUCCAAACAUUCUUCAGAAUCUCCCCGUGGAUCUUCUGGUGUUUGAUUUGUCCUUCAAUCCCAUAGAAUGUUCCUGUUCUCACACUGAAUUUAUUUCCUGGAUCAUUAAUCAUCAAUCAGUUCUAAAAGAUCCUCAACAAAUGUCAUGCAAACCCUCAUCCAUGAACUCUAGAGUGAUUGACUUUGACUCCACACACUGUGUUCAUACAAAGAGAGUGAUAACAGUGGUGCCCAUACUUGCAGCUGUUAUGUUACUCCUAUUCUUGGUUUACAAGUUCCAGUUCUAUCUGCGUUACUGCUGCAUAUUGCUAAGAGGCUACAGAACGUCUAGACAGGACGAAUGCUCUCAUGAUGCCUUUGUGAUCUACUCCAGCAAGGAUGAAGCCUGGGUAAGGGAUGAGCUUGUAGAACGCCUUGAGAAAGGAAUCCCCCCAAUUCAGCUUUGCCUUCACGAGCGAGAUUUUGAAGCAGGCAAGUCAAUCACCUCCAAUAUUGUGGACGAAGGCCUCAUAGGUAGCCGCAACGUUAUCGUGGUGGUGACUCAGCACUUCAUAGACAGUUCCCGGUGUCGGUUUUGAGGUAUUGAACUGGCACCAGUCCUGCGCUUGGUCUUGGGGGCGAACCAAAACCCAGCCAUCAUCUCAUCAUCUGAAGAUGUGGAAGAUAAGAAGAUAAGGAGAGUGCUCGGACUUCAUAAGUAUCUGAAAAAGAACACCUACCUCAAGUGGAAGAGGAAUGCACUAAGCAAUGUGAGGUUCUGGACUCGUCUCAGAAAAGCCAUUAUAUUAAAGAAAUGACAUUUUUGAACUUCUCAAACUAGAAUACAUCUUACCUGGUUCUGAAACAGGUUGAUAAAUGUGGAUCUAAUGGUGUGAUUGUGUGGAUCUCUCUCUGAUUUUUUUUAUGUAUAUGUCAUUCAAGAGACUUUCAGCAUCUGAAAAUCCACCUCUGCAGUGCUUAAUGGUAUAUGUUACCUUUUUUCACUGUCUGUGAAAUGACUGAUGACCGAUGACUGAGACUAGUAAGAGAUUUAAACUUGAUGUUGUGGCAUACUGUAUUUUCACUCCUAUUACUGUACAACUACUAUAUGGUUUGGUCUAAUUCAUUAAAUUGUGAUUAUUUAAAUGUAUACUCAUCCAUUUGGGGUAUAGCUUACAUUCUUCUAACAUUUAAGCUUACCAUUUAUUGUAUUAAUAAAUUGUUCAUCCAUUA